This is a messenger RNA of Colletotrichum spaethianum, 2496 nucleotides long. RefSeq lists its product as uncharacterized. The record is from RefSeq and is a predicted model, not a curated record. Lineage: Eukaryota; Fungi; Ascomycota; Sordariomycetes; Glomerellales; Glomerellaceae. Gene Ontology annotation, cellular component: chromatin. The transcript has 3 exons. Gene Ontology annotation, molecular function: zinc ion binding; DNA-binding transcription factor activity, RNA polymerase II-specific; RNA polymerase II cis-regulatory region sequence-specific DNA binding. The coding region runs from base 1 to 2496 and encodes 831 amino acids. Gene Ontology annotation, biological process: DNA-templated transcription; regulation of transcription by RNA polymerase II.
AUGGACAUCAGUGAUCUUCUUGUCCGCCAUGAGAAGCUCGUACACCUCAAUGAGGGCAGCAAGGAGAACAACCGCCCAAGGAAGACGUCGUCCAGCACCCACAACCCGCCAUCUUCAUCUGACAGUCAUGUCGAGCACGAGAUGCUGGGUGUCCAGCGCCCCUCCCAGCCGCAGUACCACCAGGAGUCGAUAACGGCCGUGGCCUCCACCUUGGCCCCCGAUCCUCGCAUGCCAGGUCCGGCUCGCGCCGCUGCCUGCAACCUUGACCUGCUCUCUGAUGCGGCUCUGGCCAGCGAAGUCAAUCCUAUGCAGCAACCUAUGAUGACGGACAUGGGACGUCCGCCUUCGGAUCAUGCGAGGAUCAAGUCUUAUGACGAGUCCAUGGGGUAUCCUGAGCGUCCACGAGAGGACCAGAACAUGUUGGCGCCCGGGUACGCUCCCCAGCCCCAGGCCGCGCCUUACGACGACUACCACAUCUUCCUCGACGACUUUGCGCCUUCGCACUACCUUCCGCCCCCUUUCGAGUCUGAUCAGCAGAUGGGCGGCCUUUGGCCACGGUCCGGCGACAUGCAUCAUCGUGGACUGUCCAAGCCAUCAUCGCAGUUUCCUUCGCGGUUUCCUUCGGUCCAGCCCGAUGGACGGGAGGGCAUGGAGGGCGGCCCACGGAGCCACGAGGAGUCGAUGAGAGCGCCACUUCGAAUAUCGGCUGUCGACCAUACUGUGAUCAAGAAUAGGCUCGAGGAGUUCUCGUCCGUCAUCCCUAACGAUUUCGUUUUCCCGUCUCGCCAUACCCUCACUCGCUUCCUGGAGGGUUACAUCAGCGGGUUUCACGAGUAUCUCCCCUUCCUUCACAUCCCUACUCUGACACCCGCGGAAAUGGCACCCGAGCUCCUCCUCGCUAUUCUGGCCGUUGGUGCGCAGUACCGAUUUGAAAGCCAUCGAGGCCACGCCUUAUGGUAUGCUGCAAAGGCUGUUGCGCUUGAGCAGAUUCGACGGCGGCAUAGCCAUGAGGUGCAUGCUCUUCUUCCAACGCCAGCUGCGUACAGCCCGCACUCGACGCGACCCUCCCCCAGCUCUGGUUUCCGCCACACAUUUGCAUCGGCACAGCAAGACCGCCCGAUGACACAAGACACUCACCGAGAGCCUUUCUCGCCGAACACACCUCAAGCCCGACUUGAGACGACCCAAGCUGUCCUUCUGCUCUUUGCAGUAGGCCUCUGGGGAGCCAAGGCAAUCUUGCAUGAGGCCCUGUCCCUCCAAAGUCAUCUCGCUAUGCUAGUCCGCGAAGAGGGUCUGGUCGCCGAAUCCAGCCCCGCCGUCGCGCCGGAUUGGGAGACUUGGAUUCGCCUCGAAGGUGCUACGCGAACAAAACUCAUAGCAUACUGCUUCUUCAACCUCUGCAGCAUUGCAUACAACAUGCCGCCCCUUAUCCUCACAUCAGAACUUGGCCUCUUCUUGCCCUAUCCAUCCCGUUUGUGGAGGGCCGAAUCGGCCUGGCAGUGGCAGGAAGAUCGACAGAACUACCCGUCCGCCGAGAUCACUGUCCACGACGCCUUCUCCAGGGUCUUGACGACGUCGCCCCAGGGUUUACCUCCGCACAUGUCAUCCCUCGGGAACUACGUCCUGAUUCACGCUUUGCUGCAGCACAUUUACCUACUGAAGCAGACUUCCUUCGCAUUGAGUUCACCGUUCGGACCCCAGAGAGGCCUGAAACCGGAGGACGUUGAAGAGGUCACCGCGGCGCUACGGAUAUGGCAGGUCAGUUUCGAACAUCGGCACCAGUUGCGUGCGGCCGACGCAGGGCACGUGGGCAACAGCGACUCGUUCCCGGGUGGCCCGGUGGCGUUCAACUCGACGGCUCUCCUACGUUUGGCGUACAUUCGCUUGUACACGGAGAUCCCGCCCAGCAGAGCCCUCGAAACCCGGGAUCAUAUGCUCGUUGCUUCGUCUCUGAGCAAUAUGCCCCCUCUGGUUCGUACGUUGAGGCUGCACAGAGCCGUAUUCCAAGCGAUCCAUGCCCUAUCGAUGUUGGUAAAGGCCGGGGUCAACUACGUUGCGAGGACCAAGAGCCUAGAAUGGAGCAUCCAGCACUCCUUGUGUAACUUCGAGUGCGCCAUCCUUUUGUCCAAGUGGCUCCUCACCCUCGCGUCGAUCGGACCGAAUGACCCCCCUGCGACACCCGAAGAGAAGAAUCUCCUGCAGUCGGUCAGGAGAAUGCUCGACGAGACAGAGUUUGCUGUGCCCAUCGAUCCAUCGCUAGGCGGGCCCGCGGCCGGCCAGCCUGCCAGCAGCGAAGUGUCUGCCAACGACAGCACGCGGCUUAGGCAGCUGGCCGCAGCGGUCAUUAGACUCUGGGCGGAGACUUUCAAGGGUUCGCACAUUUUCGAAUUGGUCAGGGUCAUGGGCUCGAGUUUGGACGGGUAUGCCGAUUUGGUUGAGAAACCCCGAGACAGGACGCCCCUAGGCCGCAUCGCCCAUGAUCCCAACCUCGGGUGA